Molecule: messenger RNA, 1421 nt
Organism: Tuber melanosporum (Perigord truffle)
Lineage: Eukaryota; Fungi; Ascomycota; Pezizomycetes; Pezizales; Tuberaceae
Exons: 1
Coding region: 360-1301 (313 amino acids)
Source: RefSeq, a predicted model, not a curated record
AAGGCGGGGAGGGCGUCGUAUCAAACGGCCUUCACGUUCCCGACCGUUGGCUGGGCAAAUUGGUAAUAGUCUGUUCUAAUCCGAUUACCGGUAUCCGCCUGAUUGCUUGGGUCAAGAUAAGAAGUUUCCAGUGGCCCCAACACCCCCACCACAAUUUUAAGCCAAUACCAAACCCAAGCCCCAGACUUGUAUAUAUGAUGGUGCCGGUGCGAUACUACCGUCAAGGCCACCACUCCUGCUCCGAAAUAUUCGUACCGGCGAGCUUCAAAGGAACCUAAACCGGCAACAGUGGCGCAUCACCAAUACACGGAGCCUCCCACUCUUGACCCAACCUCAUCCCAACAUAGGGGGCGCACAAAAUGCGGCUGCACACUCGCUACGCUCUCCGUCGGUUAUCGCGAGGCUUCCACAGAACCAGCGCGCGCUUUUCCAUUAAACGAAUCCCAGUUCCCUUCGGAACACACAUACAACCCUCCCUGCACAUCACCGAAAAAUGUCCCCCGAGCUGCGCCUGCUCCCUCGAGAGCUUGCCGGGGGGUCUGGAUAUCGAUAGGGUUACCUCGCUGAAGGGAACUAUGGCAAAUUACUACCGCCACUUGCUCGUCUGCACGGGCCGUUCGGAUUGGGCAUCGAAAAUCGAGUUGGACGUUGUAGAGCCUGGUGGCGGACUGGCUGGGAGGAUCAAAGAGUUGACGUCAAUGAGGGGUGGCGCGAGGAGGGAUCUGAGGGACCCGUUUGCGCCGACUUUGGUCACUAAUUCUUCCUUUGAACGGGAGCCAGGGGUUAAAGAAGGGCUAGGGGUAGCAUCGGCUUAUAUUUUCCCUAGCGGGCUUUAUCUGCCGAAGAUUCCGGUUAGGGAUGAGAGUGUUGUUGAACUUGUGAGGGGUUUUUUACUACCCGGUGGAGAGGAUAUUGUAUCGACCUUGGAAACCAGGAAAGUUUUGGAAUCGGUUGUGCUUAUCUGUUCGCACAAUUCUCGAGAUACACGUUGCGGGCUUGUGGCGGGCCCCCUGAAGAGACAAUUCGAGAGGGAGCUUGCGGAGAAGGGGAUAUUACUGGAAGGUCAUGAGGGCGAGGAAGGGGGGGUUGGGAAGGUGCGGGUGGGUUUUACAAGUCAUUUGGGCGGACACAAGUUUGCUGGAAACGUUGUGGUAUAUCGACCUGACGGCCUGGGCAUAUGGUAUGGACGGGUUGAGCCAAAACAUGUUACUGGGAUUGUGGCGGAGACGAUCUUGAAUGGGAGGAUUAUCGGUGAACUGUGUCGUGGUGUAGUAGAAAAAUCCAGGAGGAUUGAUGUGUAGAUGGGAGGCAAGUACUUGUUGUAUCAUAAUAUUAUAGUCUACCGUAGUACUUGCUGAUCUGGCAUUGUGUCAUAAUGGAAUAUAGAUUUCCACUAAUAAUAAAUCUCAUCUUUAACCUUG